Messenger RNA from Coregonus clupeaformis (lake whitefish), 1082 nucleotides. Its product is annotated as pro-opiomelanocortin A. The record is from RefSeq and is a predicted model, not a curated record. Gene Ontology annotation, biological process: neuropeptide signaling pathway. Bases 155 to 865 code for a protein of 236 amino acids. The transcript has 3 exons. Gene Ontology annotation, molecular function: neuropeptide hormone activity. NCBI's taxonomy places the organism in Eukaryota, Metazoa, Chordata, Actinopteri, Salmoniformes, Salmonidae. Gene Ontology annotation, cellular component: extracellular region.
CACUCUCAGACACACACGCACACACACACAGACGGACAACAGUGCCGACACUCAAGAGGACAACUCCUCAGAAGAGAAAAGUGAUAGACUGGUUGGAGGAAAGAAGUGAGAGAGAAGAGAGAGAGAGAGCGAAGCUUUUGGCAACAGGUUGAAGAUGCUGUGUCCUGCGUGGUUAUUGGCUGUGGCCAUGUUGGGCGUGGUCAGAGGGGUGAAAGGUCAAUGCUGGGAGAACCCUCGCUGUCAAGACCUCAGCUCUGAAAACAACUUCCUGGAGUGUAUCCAGCUCUGUCGUUCUGACCUCACUGCCAAAUCUCCCAUCUUCCCUGGCAAGGUGCAUCUCCAAUCCCCUUUCCCCUCCGACCCUGACUCCCCUCUCCCCUCCUCCCCUCUGUCCCUCCUCUCACCACCCUCCCCCCUGUCCCCCUCGGAGCAGCAGAACAGCGUGUCCCCCCAGGCCAAGCGUUCCUACUCAAUGGAACACUUCCGCUGGGGAAAGCCUGUGGGCCGUAAGCGCCGCCCGGUGAAGGUCUACACCAACGGUGUGGAGGAGGAGUCCUCCGAGGCCUACCCCAGCGAGAUGAGACGAGAGCUGGAGGCUGGGGCUGCGGAGGGGGGCGAGGCAGAGGGCCUGGGGGGCGAGGCAGAGGGCCUGGGGGGUGAGGCAGAGGGCCUGGGGGGGGUGUUUAGUCUUCAGGAGAAGAAAGACGGCUCGUACAAGAUGAACCACUUCCGCUGGAGCGGACCACCUGCCAGUAAGCGCUAUGGAGGGUUCAUGAAAAGCUGGGACGAGCGCAGUCAGAAACCACUGCUCACGCUGUUCAAAAACAUUAUCAUCAAAGAUGGACAGCAGAAGAGAGAGCAGUGAGGGAGGGAGGGAGAAAAGGGAGGAGAGGGGAGUUGAGGAGGGGGAGGAGAAGAGGGUGAGGAAAUAAAAUUUCCAGGGUUGAGGGAGAGAAAGUCGCUGUAGGACGUAGAUCCAGUAAGCUCUCAUUUGAUUGGCUAAAAGCACUGUCCUCUGACCCAGCGAUGAUGUUAGCUAAUACUGUAAUUAAGUCUCCAAUAAAUUCUAACUCUGUACAGAA